GUUUUUGUUUUCCUUAAUGCAAAUUUGUAUUUUAAAGCCUUCUUCUUCUGGGAUUGGGAAUCUGUAGAAAGCUCAGUGUCUGUUGUCAUAAUUUUUACGAGCCACACCUCUUUAAAAAGAGUGUCUUAGAACCCAGAUUUUAGUUCACCCUUAAAAAAUAUAAGCAGGUUAGCCAGAUCCACACAAACCAGGGAGUGUCGCCUUGUCCUUGUCAACCUACUCCUCCCUGUGGGAAUUCUCUACCCGAGAUGGCUUCUUUCCAGCCCCUGGAGGUUUGGAGACUAGAGCAGGCUGGCUUCACCAGUGCUGCCCUUUGGUGGACGGUUCAGUGACCUUUUAAUUACUAAACCAGUGACCACCUUUCAUUAUGGAAAUUCUUUUUCACUUGAUUUUGAGGUUCUUUUGACCUCCCUGUUCCUUCUGCCCUGAGCCGUGCCCUCCCAGCUCUAAUGUUCAUCCUCAGUUUCUCCUGUUCAGAACUCGGGUCCUAUUAGUGUUUCCCAAACCAGCUUUUUCUGCAGCCUUUUCCAUCCCAUUUAGGGGCAGACACCAUCAGUUUUCGAGCAAGAGGCCUUGGUGUCAUCCUUGGCUCCUCCCCUGCACGCCCCCGCAUCUGGUGGUCAGCAGAGUCUGUCUUCACCUCCACCUCCACCUUCGUCAUGGGACCACCUUCAUCGUCUUGGACCCGGCCACCAUCUUUGCAGGAGCCUUCCAGUUGGUUCCCCGCUGCUGCCUGUGCCCCCUUCCACGUGGCAGCCAGGGUGAGCCGGCUGGUGAGGCUUCUCUGCUGGGAUCAUGCUUUCCUUGCUGUUCACAACCCUGCCAGGCUCCUGCUUCAGCUGUAAGAGAACACGAGCCGUCUCCCCUCGCAGGCUCAGUAGUUGGCAGGAAAUAUUUCAAAAUCUGAAAAGGUGUAGUGUGAGUAAUUUGAGAGUCCAGAGUCUCUUAAAGAAGCUGACUGGCUCUCAGUGAUUGCUCAUCCCUGCUGGACUUUGGUUCUGUGGUGCAGAUGGAGUAUAGGACUCGGGUGUCUGGGCCAGAGUGAGUGAAGCCUGAGGUUCAAGAUGGAGAAGAAACGAAGAAAGAAAUGAAAGCCUCUUUCCAGGCCAAGGCACAAAAGGCCAUGAAAUUUAACUUUUAUUUACGUUGGACAAGACUGUAAAAUGGCUGAUCAGUAAUGUUUCAGCUUUUAGCUGAAACAAAAAUUAACUUAUAAUCAAGGAAGAAAAAAGUGCGAUUUGAAUUUAUGUGAUUUUAUGACCCUAUUCACUGAUGACCAUGAAGCUUGUCAACAUCUGGCUGCUUCUGCUGGUGGUGUUGCUCUGUGGGAAGAAACAUCUGGGGGACAGACUGGAAAAGAAAUCAUUUGAAAAGGCCCCGUGCCCUGGCUGUUCCCACCUGACUUUGAAGGUGGAGUUCUCCUCAACGGUUGUGGAAUAUGAGUAUAUUGUGGCUUUCAAUGGAUACUUUACAGCCAAAGCUAGAAAUUCAUUUAUUUCAAGUGCCCUGAAGAGCAGUGAAAUAGACAACUGGAGAAUUAUACCUCGAAACAAUCCAUCCAGUGACUACCCCAGUGAUUUUGAAGUGAUUCAGAUAAGAGAAAAACAGAAAGCGGGGCUGCUGACACUUGAAGAUCAUCCAAACAUCAAGCGGGUAACACCCCAGCGGAAGGUUUUUCGUUCCCUCAAGUACACGGAGUCUGACCCCGCUGUGCCCUGUAAUGAGACCCGCUGGAGCCAGAAGUGGCAGUCGUCCCGUCCCCUGCGCAGAGCCAGUCUCUCCCUGGGCUCUGGCUUCUGGCAUGCCACCGGCAGGCACUCCAGUCGGCGGCUGCUGCGAGCCAUCCCGCGCCAGGUCGCGCAGACCCUGCAGGCGGACGUGCUUUGGCAGAUGGGAUACACAGGUGCUAACGUAAGGGUUGCUGUUUUUGACACUGGGCUAAGUGAGAAGCAUCCCCACUUCAAAAACGUGAAGGAGAGAACCAACUGGACCAAUGAGCGAACGCUGGACGACGCAGGACUGGGCCAUGGCACGUUCGUGGCGGGUGUGAUAGCCAGCAUGAGGGAGUGCCAGGGGUUCGCUCCCGAUGCAGAGCUUCACAUCUUCAGGGUCUUUACCAACAACCAGGUCUCCUACACGUCCUGGUUCCUGGAUGCCUUCAACUAUGCCAUCCUCAAGAAGAUCGACGUUCUGAACCUGAGCAUUGGCGGCCCUGACUUCAUGGACCACCCCUUCGUUGACAAGGUGUGGGAGUUAACGGCUAACAACGUCAUCAUGGUUUCUGCUAUCGGCAACGAUGGGCCUCUUUAUGGCACUCUGAACAACCCUGCUGACCAGAUGGAUGUCAUCGGAGUGGGCGGCAUUGACUUUGAGGACAACAUCGCCCGCUUCUCCUCUCGGGGCAUGACAACCUGGGAGCUGCCGGGGGGCUAUGGCCGUGUGAAGCCUGAUAUUGUCACCUAUGGCGCUGGCGUCAGGGGCUCUGGCGUGAAAGGCGGGUGCCGGGCCCUCUCAGGGACCAGCGUGGCUUCUCCAGUGGUGGCCGGCGCUGUCACCUUGCUGGUGAGCACAGUCCAGAAACGUGAACUGGUGAAUCCAGCCAGUAUGAAGCAGGCCCUGAUUGCGUCAGCCCGGAGGCUUCCUGGUGUCAAUAUGUUUGAGCAAGGCCACGGCAAGCUGGAUCUCCUCCGAGCCUAUCAGGUCCUCAGCAGCUACAAACCACAGGCCAGUUUGAGCCCUGGCUACAUUGAUCUGACUGAGUGCCCCUACAUGUGGCCCUACUGCUCCCAGCCCAUCUACUACGGAGGAAUGCCCACCAUCGUCAACGUCACCAUCCUCAAUGGCAUGGGGGUCACGGGAAGGAUCGUGGACAAGCCGGAGUGGCAGCCCUAUUUACCACAGAAUGGAGACAACAUCGAAGUUGCUUUCUCUUACUCCUCAGUGCUGUGGCCUUGGUCAGGCUACCUGGCCAUUUCCAUCUCUGUCACCAAGAAAGCCGCUUCCUGGGAGGGCAUCGCACAGGGGCAUGUCAUGGUCACCGUGGCCUCCCCAGCAGAGGAGGAAUCCAAAAGUGGUACAGAACAGACUUCCACAGUGAAGCUCCCAAUUAAGGUGAAGAUAAUCCCUUCUCCUCCUCGAAGCAAGAGGGUUCUCUGGGACCAGUACCACAACCUGCGCUACCCGCCUGGCUACUUCCCCAGGGACAACCUCCGGAUGAAGAACGACCCUCUGGACUGGAAUGGCGACCACAUCCACACCAACUUCAGGGACAUGUAUCAGCACUUGAGAAGCAUGGGCUACUUCGUUGAAGUCCUUGGCUCCCCCUUCACCUGCUUUGAUGCCAGUCAGUAUGGAACUCUGCUUAUGGUGGACAGUGAGGAGGAGUACUUCCCUGAGGAGGUGGCCAAACUGCGGAGGGAUGUGGACAAUGGCCUUUCCCUCAUCGUCUUCAGUGACUGGUACAACACAUCCGUGAUGAGGAAAGUCAAGUUUUAUGAUGAAAACACGAGGCAGUGGUGGAUGCCGGACACCGGAGGAGCCAACAUUCCGGCUCUGAACGAGCUGCUGUCAGUCUGGAACAUGGGGUUCAGUGAUGGCCUGUAUGAGGGGGAUUUCACCUUGGCCAACCACGACAUGUACUACGCGUCAGGGUGCAGCAUUGCGAAGUUUCCAGAAGAUGGCAUAGUGAUAACACAGACGUUUAAAGACCAAGGAUUGGAGGUUUUGAAGCAGGAAGUGGCAAUGGUUGAAAACGUCCCCAUUUUGGGACUGUAUCAGAUUCCAGCUGAGGGCGGCGGCCGGAUUGUGCUGUACGGAGACUCCAAUUGCUUGGAUGACAGUCACCGGCAGAAGGACUGCUUCUGGCUGCUGGACGCACUCCUUCAGUACACUGCGUAUGGGGUGACGCCCCCCAGUCUCAGCCACUCGGGGGAUCGGCAGCGCCCCCCCAGCGGAGCAGGCUCGGUGCCUCCGGAGAGGAUGGAAGGGAACCACCUGCACCGGUACUCCAAGGUCCUUGAGGCCCGGCUGGGAGGUCCAGAGCCACGGGCACUGCCAGCCUGUCCGCACCUGUCGUGGGCCAAGCCGCAGCCUUUAAAUGAGACGGCUCCCAGUAAUCUUUGGAAACAUCAGAAGUUACUCUCCAUCGACCUGGACAAAGUGGUGUUACCCAACUUUCGAUCGAAUCGCCCUCAAGUGAGACCCUUGUCUCCCGGAGAGAGUGGUGCCUGGGACAUUCCCGGAGGGAUCAUGCCUGGCCGCUACAACCAGGAGGUGGGCCAGACCAUUCCUGUUUUUGCCUUCCUGGGAGCCAUGGUGGUCCUGGCCUUCUUUGUGGUGCAGAUCAACAAGGCCAAGAGCAGGCCGAAGCGGAGGAAGCCCCGAGUGAAGCGCCCACAGCUCGUGCAGCAGGUUCACCCGCCCAGGACCCCCUCGGUGUGA
Messenger RNA from Vicugna pacos (alpaca), 4440 nucleotides. The record is from RefSeq and is a predicted model, not a curated record. Lineage: Eukaryota; Metazoa; Chordata; Mammalia; Artiodactyla; Camelidae.